This is a messenger RNA of Hylaeus volcanicus, 3889 nucleotides long. RefSeq names its product max dimerization protein 1-like (gene Mad). The record is from RefSeq and is a predicted model, not a curated record. Gene Ontology annotation, biological process: regulation of transcription by RNA polymerase II. The transcript is spliced from 8 exons. Gene Ontology annotation, molecular function: RNA polymerase II cis-regulatory region sequence-specific DNA binding; protein dimerization activity; DNA-binding transcription factor activity, RNA polymerase II-specific. Lineage: Eukaryota; Metazoa; Arthropoda; Insecta; Hymenoptera; Colletidae. Bases 980 to 1741 code for a protein of 253 amino acids.
UCUGACGGGCAAAUUACAGUUUUAUCGACACGGGACUUUACGAGUGUUCGUCUCGCUGAACAUUGCACAUUGCGAUGCGUGAGUUUGAUAGGAAUCGUUGACCCCACGAGAAGUUGACCGAGUUACACGCGUGGAUCGUGGAAAAACGGCCGAUUGAUACGUGCGCGAAUCAUUUUCGCAGUAUUUUCUUGCUACAUCGAGUUUAGAUGAAUAGAAACGUGAUCAAAUGAAUGUUGUGAAACGAAGGUGAAGGAAGAAGAAAACGGACCGACGAAGUCAGCCAGAGGGUGAUAAAGAAGGGAAAGAAGAAGACGGUGGAAGAAGGGUAACACAAGUGAAACGUUGAACAAAAGGGGAAAAGAGCAUCGCGAGGGACGAGCAAACUGGCAGACUCCGAGUGAGGGACGGACAGCGAAAGAAACAGAGACACGAGAAAAUUGUUGAACUCGGGGAACAGACGACGGAGGGAGAAAAAGAUAUAUUCGAGAAACAGGAGCGAAGAUCGGGAGAGAGAAAAAAGAAAAAAAAAGAGACGGUUCUUGAUGUCUAUCGCGGUUGGAGAGGCCUGGCCGUCGAUCUGCCGUCCGCGAAUCUAGCGCCCGUUGGAAAUCGUGCCUAGCCUCGCGCGUGUGUGUGUGUUGUGUGUGUGUGUCGUUACGUGCACGUAAAGCGAACGCAGCCAGCGAGGCGCGCGGACGGACGGAGAAAAGGAGGAAGAGGUGGCGGAGGAGGAAGAGGAGGAAGAGAAGGAGUGGGGGUAGAACAGGCGGGUGGAGAGAAAAGUUGGAGAGGUGGCAGCAGCGCCAACCAGCAACAUCAACAACAACAACGCAUCGUCGCGGUAUUACGGGGGCUGCCGGUGUGUGCGUUUCUGAACGUUUAUCGCGUUGUGUGUCGCGGCGCGGUGCAAGUGCCCGGGGGAUUGCAGGGGAAGAGGUAGUGAACCGAAGCCGCCAGAAUUACGCCAAACCGGGGAAAUAUGAGCAUUGCUGCCCUACUACAGGCCGCCGAGUAUAUUGAACGAAGGGAAAGAGAAGCUGAACAUGGCUACGCUUCGACGAUGCCGAUACCCGAUGAUAUGCGGACGGUCACAAAAAGGCCAAAGACGAAAAAAUCCCAGGGCAGCAGGACUACUCAUAACGAGCUAGAGAAAAAUAGGAGAGCGCACCUCAGAAAUUGCCUUGAAAAGCUGAAGGUAUUGGUUCCGUUAGGACCCGAAACCUCGAGACACACCACGCUGGGGCUCUUGACUAAGGCGAAGCGUUUUAUCAAGAACCUGGAGGAGCGCGAACGCAAGCACGCCGUGCACAAGGAACAGCUGUCCCGCGAGCAAAGGUUCCUCAGGCGACGGCUGGAGCAGCUGACGAGCCAGACGGGUCUGAAUGGGCUCCACGGGUUGCACGGGUUGAGCUCGAGCGCGCCUACCGGCUCCUCCUGCGGCCCAGGGGCAGCCGCAGCCGCAGCCGCCGCCGCCGCCGCGGCGCUCCUCUCCAAGCGGCGCAGCGUCUCCGAGUGCUCGCUCGGAACGGCCUCUUCCACCAGCUCCACGGCCAGCUCCAGGAACUCCGACAGGUCUGCGGGCAGUCCAUCCGUCUCGGAGUCCGAUGAAGUAGACGUGAUCGGUUAUACGAGCAACCAAUCGGACACCGAUGAUCACAGCAGCGUGCAGAGCAGCAGCGAUAGUGGCGUCGCUAUGUCCACCUCCAGGCUGACCCUUUCCGAAAUGAUGGACAAUCUUUAGACAAAGAGAUGGCGCGGUGGCGGCGGAAGAAAGCGGAGGGGGAGCACUUGAGGGCGCGGAUGAAGACGAAGAAGCGGAGGGAACAGAGAGCACGAUGAAGAAACGUAUCGGUCUGUAGGGUGGGCUUGCGGAGGAGACAGGAGACAGGGAACAAGAAAGAAGACGAGGAAGAUGAGGAGGAAGAAAGCAUUGGAGCGUGCGAAGAUCGCCGCACGAAACAUCGGGCCGCGAGCACGCACCCACUCGAACCCCUGUCUGUCCAAAAAGGGUCGCGUGACGCGCCAAUCGGAGGGACACUUCGAGGUGGCGCCAAGCACAGUGUCCCGCGCACGCGAUCUCGCCAACGGGGUGGUCUCUGCGAGAAGAAUCGAAUACGCGGCAACUAACGAAACCGACCAGUGCCGAGGAGACGUACGACAGCGAAAGAAGAAACCACCCUCGCGAUGUAACGGAUGAGAACGCGUCGAGCAAGAACGUGAGGAGGAGGAGGAAGAGGAGGAUGAGGAGGAAGAUGAGUCGUCGCUCGAGGAAGAAGCGCAGGAGAGCAGGCGGAGUAGCGCGAGCUAGGGUGAAUACGGCGUGUAAAUUGUCGAGUGCCGACGAGUAUUGUACAUAUUUUUAAAGGGAGACCAAAUUUAUUGGAAGCCUGGGGCACGGAGGAAACGAGUAAAUAAGAUAGAUCGGCGAACGGUAGAUUUUAAAGUGGGAGACUCCGAGCGCUUCUUCCUCGACCGAGACGAGAGAUGAAACGAUCACUGAUGAUACGUGUCAUGGAUCGAUCGGAGACAGGUCGUCGUCGGUACGCGCCCCCUGUCCCCGACCAAUCGACGACGAGACCCGUGGAGGAAUAGCCCCAAUGAUGGUUCGGUGGCGUCGAGUCGCGAGCUUCCACGACGCUUUCCAUGUCGCUCCUCCGAGAAGCAAUCUCCGAACGCGAUAGUCCCCCCUUUCAACAUCGAAUUUUCGGCCCCCGAAUUCGAGCAGUCGUCCCCCUCUCCCUAAAACGUUUUACGUCCGGCGAUUCGUCGGCUAUAUUGGCCUCAUCUCGAGAUGAAAAACGCCCACCUUGCUAUAGAGCGAGUGGGCGGUCCCGAUUUGGUUACUUGAAAGCGGUGACUACCACGAGAGGGAACGGAAGCUCGCCGCUCUCGUCUAUCCUUUUGAUUUGCAUGAACGUCGUCGCCGCCGUAUACAUAUAUACACAUUCUCAUGUUUUCGUCGCUUUUCUUUUCGUUGAGGAGCCACCACGUCUCGUUUUCGUUGAAACGUCGCGGGCAACGCGACGUCUGCUUUGUCCCCCUGAUACGGAAACAUCGUUCCGAGCCUCGGAGGAAUUCGAUCCGAUGACGGAAAAGGAAGCACAAUCGUCGAUGACAAACUAGAGCACGGUUUCACGCUUUUCGGUUCCGCGAUUUGGUUCUCGAUUCGAGACACGUUAUUAUUUUUCGACGUUGGCGAGCGGUGCUGGCGUAAACUGCGUCAGCGCUGUCGUCGCGUUCGUUGCUCGCGGUCGCGGGUACGAUAUACAAACAAAAAAAAAUUGAAAAAAAAAAAAAACGUAAAAUCUUUAGUAGAGAAAAAGAAAAAGGAAUUGCGUAUAGACGCGACGUCGAGUAGGCGGUCCUCGUUCUGUGGAAGACUUGACUCCGCCCUUUCGACGACUGCGACUAAACGAAAUCUGUAAAUUCUUGUCGCCUAUCGACCUCGCGCGCGUAAUUUGGCUCCCUUUCGACACUGUGAAGUCAAAGGGUAUGUAGAAAAGUCUUUUGGGGCGGUGCCGCCGCCGCGGUGGGCGGAGACACGGCCGUAAGGAGUGGAGUCAAAGGCGUGCGUAUCUCGCGCCACGCCUCCUCAGGACGAAAACCUCGCGGUCCCGUCUAUACCCAAGUCUGCACCCGCGAAAAGAUGGGAAACCAGUCGAUCCGUACAAACGUCUACCGCGCGUAUCGGAUUGGCGUAAUCGAGGGACGAGGGGGAAAAGCCCGAAGGGAGAGAACAAAGGCGGUUAAUUGCGAACAAGCUCGACGUCGACGGAUUUCUUCGGGAGCCCUGCGGUUUUAAUUAACCGAGCUCAGAAAAAAAAAGUAGAACUUUCAACGCGUGAAGUACACACACACACACACACACACACACACACACACACACACA